Messenger RNA from Ornithodoros turicata, 2566 nucleotides. RefSeq lists its product as uncharacterized. The transcript is spliced from 11 exons. The record is from RefSeq and is a predicted model, not a curated record. NCBI's taxonomy places the organism in Eukaryota, Metazoa, Arthropoda, Arachnida, Ixodida, Argasidae. The coding region runs from base 41 to 2236 and encodes 731 amino acids.
CCUGUUGCUACGAGCGCUGACGAGUGCGGAGGAAUGGGACAUGGGCGGAGUCGCAGACUGUAAGUUUCGUACUCCAUUCGCUCAGCUGGCAGCGUACGCGUCGUCUCGCGGACGCUUUGAACUUGCGUUGCAGCCUCACGCUGCACGUGAGGCAGCCAACACAGCACCUGUUUCAAAUGCUACAGUUGUCAGAAGAGCAGCGCUUAGUCUGAACAUGUAUCCUCGCAGAAAUUCCAGGAGUGACAGUGCCGACUAUAUGUCUGACGAAAGUGAAAUCGACUUGGAUACCGUCCGACAGUCGGUGAAAUUGCGGAAAAGAGUGGCCUUCUUCAGAAGUGCCAGUGACGACAGUGAUGUUAGUGAAGAGCUUCCCGACGGACACUGUCACCGCAAGCCUGACUGCGUGCGGAACAAGAAUUUUGCAGACACUCCAGCUGGUGUGUGGAACCAGUAUGAGUCGAGAACAGGAUACCGCUGUGAGUACGUGGGCAGCUUCGAAGUGGCCGACAACGAGUCCUGCUCAAACCCAGAAUUGCAACAAGCGCAACUCGACAUGCUUCGUAAAGCACCUCUGAAAAAGGCUGUGUCUGUCCUGGUGACCCUCUCAGGGAUCAAGAUAUGCAGCACCGAUGGCAAGACUGUUUUGAUGGCCCACGCUGUGCGGCGUAUCUGCUGGGCGACCUGUAACCCGGGCCACUUCCAGUUCAGUUUCCUGGCCCGCGAACCCAAACCCAGGUCGGCCCAACGUUUCUGCCACGUCUUCAGAACCCAGAGUCCACGACAAGCGGAAGACCUAAGUUCACUGGUAGGAUCCGCAUUUCGCAUGGCGUACGCGAGGCAGCUUCAGCAGCAGAGGCGACAACAGAGUGCGGCUCUAGGCACUGUGGUGUCGCUCUCGGGCCUCCGAUCAUCUUCAGCCAGCCCAGGGGCCUCUAUGGACGUGCCGUCGUCCCCAGAUGAUGACCCCACUUCGCUGGGCCAGGACGCCGGUUGUCUCUCUGCCCCGGAAGCCACCCCACCCACGGCCUUUACUAAAGUUUGGGCAAAGAAAGUUGCGGGCCGAACGAAGCACCGAGAACCAAUGGUCGACAGCUUCGUAGAUCAGAAUGGACAUGCCGUUCAGCAGCAGCUAAACAACGCCGUCAACACGCGACGGAAAGAAAACAACCUCUUCAACGAUGUUCGAACAGCAGCUUCCGCAUCUUUGCCUGGAAGUCCGAGGCAUUUCCUUCCCCUGAGUGAGCUACGGAGAACGCCCAGUGGCGACACGGGGCUCUGGUCGCCGUCUAGUAACGAAGACAACAGCUCCCCAACGGAGUUCAACUGCUGUCGGAAGCUCACGGAUAAGCCACCAUUGGGCAAGAAGAUGGAAGACAGUUGGCAAGCUAAUGGCGUCCAGCUCAUUGCCAAUGUAUGGGAGAAGACCACGGCGUCUGUGGUUGGGGAGGCCGCAGCAGGCGAAAGGAAAACCGGCUCACACAACGGCGACGCGUCUACUGAAUCGAGCAACUCCACUCGUGCGGGUGCCGCGCACAGCACGGACACCGACACGUGGUCCACGAAUGGUUCCCGCGACGAGGGCUGUCACGGUGCCGGAGGAUACACCGUCGACCUCCCCGCAGAAACCAGCAGUAAGCGGACAUCGACAACGAGCACUGACCAAAAUCUUUCGCCUGUGUUACGGCCGCCUCCUGGCACCGACGCGACGCCCAGUCGAACGCUGCCUCUACCGAUGGACGCAAAGAAGAGUAUCUUUCCAACACCAGCUCCACCACAAAGGCAUGAUUCCCUAAGUGGUAACCUCAACGAGGAACAAGAGCUGCGAGGUGCUCCCUGGUUCCAAGCAGGCAUCCCAAGAGAGAUUGCACUGGAAGUACUUGGACAAGAACCUAUUGGGUCCUUCAUGGUAAGGAAAAGUACAACAAAGCCUGGCUGUUUCGCCCUCUCCUUGAGGGUUCCGAGGAGCUUUCAACCAACGGGCAUUUCACACUACCUCAUCAUGCACACCAACAAGGGCUACAAGAUCAAGGGCUUCACCAAGGAAUUCACUACACUCACGUCCCUUAUCACCCACCACUCUGUGAUGCCCGAGCUUCUGCCAUGUCCGCUGUCCCUGUACCGUUACAACUCGAGCUUUCGUCGGCAUGGUUCUGCAGAGGACUUGGUCGACAUAGACGACGACCCCGAUUACAACCUUCUCUCAGACUUCCGCAAGAUGAUGGCCGACGCUGUUUGAUUUUUAGCCGAGCGUCUGCUAGUUAACGCACGUGAUUGUAUCAAGGCUGGGGAAGAGUGCUAUCAUAGUGUGCUUUCAAGCAAAGACCAUCAGCCUGUCCUGGCCUCUCUGCAUUUGCUAACAGACGACAACAGGGGUGUCGCAUUUCACACCUGCGAUGUGACAGAAGGCUGCGAGAUGAGGGAAAUGGCAUCUAUUCACGGCUUGCAAGAUGUUUCUCAUGUGAUAUUAGAUUUUCAGAUUUACGAGUGCAACGGAGAGCGGACUCCUUUGCAGACUUUGCUGCACUGUUCUGAAGGGUGGCUAUGAAUGAAAUAAAGCCUUACAUUU